AUGUUGCUGCAGAGAUUGUCUUUGUGUUCUCGGCUCUCUGUUGGCUCAAAGAUCUCACAGAGCUUCACAAGAUCUGUCUCACAAGGCAAGUUGCCACUGAUGCGUGGUCAUGGUAAAUCAUCUGCUCACCGCAGUGAAUUGCGCCAGGCAAAGAGAAUUGUGGUGAAGCUGGGAAGUGCUGUGGUAACUCGAGGUGAUGAGUGUGGCCUUGCUCUUGGGAGGCUCGCCUCUAUUGUUGAACAGGUGGCAAUGCUGCAGAACCAGGGCAGAGAAAUGAUGAUUGUCACUAGUGGAGCAGUGGCAUUUGGGAAGCAGAGGCUGAGGCAUGAGAUUCUGCUUUCUCAGAGCGUCAGACAGGCUCUUCACUCUGGGCAGAAUCAACUCAAAGACAUGACUUUGCCAGUUUUGGAGGCCAGAGCAUGUGCUGCUGCAGGCCAGAGUGGAUUAAUGGCACUGUACGAGGCAAUGUUCACUCAGUACAGCACCUGCACAGCCCAGAUCUUGGUCACAAACCUUGACUUCCAUGAUGAUCAAAAGAGACGUAAUCUGAACAGCACCUUGCACGAGCUUCUGCGCAUGAACAUUGUGCCCAUUAUCAACACUAACGAUGCUGUAGUGCCUCCCCCAGAACCCAACAGCGACCUUCAGGGGGUAAAUGUAAUCAGCAUCAAGGACAAUGACAGUCUGGCAGCACGACUUGCUGUGGAGAUGAGAGCAGAUCUCCUUAUCGCUCUCUCUGAUGUAGAGGGACUUUAUGACAGCCCACCUGGGUCAGAUGAUGCCAAACUUAUUGACACUUUCUACCCUGGUGACCAGCAAUCUAUCACCUAUGGAACCAAAUCCAGAGUCGGCAUUGGAGGAAUGGAAGCUAAGGUGAAAGCUGCUUUAUGGGCUCUUCAGGGUGGCACAUCAGUAGUUAUUGCUAAUGGCACACAUCCUAAAGUCACCGGCCAUGUUAUUACUGACAUUGUAGAAGGCAGGAAAGUGGGCACCUUCUUUUCAGAGGUCAAACCUGCUGGGCCCACAGUGGAGCAGCAGACAGACAUGGCUCGUGCUGCAGGCAGGACACUGGCUUCUCUCCUCCCAGAGCAGAGAGGUGAGAUCAUUUAUGCCAUGGCUGACCUUCUGACUGAAAGAAGAGAACAAAUUAUGUCUGCUAAUAAGAAAGACAUGGAACUAGCUGCAAAUUCAGGACAUAUGCCUCCUGCCAUGCUGAAGCGACUGAGUUUGUCCACAUCUAAGCUAAGCAGCCUUUCCAUUGGACUGCGGCAGAUCGCUGUGUCCUCUCAGGACAGUGUGGGACGAAUCCUGCGCAGAACCCGUGUGGCCAACAACCUGGAGUUGGAACAGAUCACUGUCCCCAUUGGAGUCCUUCUUGUCAUCUUUGAAUCACGCCCAGACUGCCUGCCACAGGUCUCUGCUUUAGCUAUUGCCAGUGGAAAUGCUUUGCUGCUAAAGGGUGGCAAAGAGGCAGCCAAUACCAACCGUGUCUUACAUGAGCUAGCACAGGAGGCUCUAUCCAUACAUGGUGUAAAAGAUGCCAUCCAACUGGUCAGCACACGAGAGGAGGUGGAAGACCUGUGUCGACUAGAAAAGAUGAUCGAUCUGAUUAUUCCUCGGGGCUCAUCACAGCUAGUCAGAGAUAUCCAGCGGGCUGCCAAGGGCAUUCCUGUGCUGGGCCAUAGUGAGGGCAUCUGCCAUGUGUAUGUUGACCACGAGGCCAGCAUUGACAAAGUCAUCAAGAUAGUCAGAGACUCCAAAUGUGACUACCCUGCAGCCUGCAAUGCUAUGGAAACCCUGCUAGUUCACAGAGAUAUCCUCCGUACCCCACUUUUUGAUCAGAUCAUUGACAUGCUGAGAAUAGAACAGGUAAAGAUACAUGCUGGCCCCAAGUUUGCAUCCUACCUGACCUUUAGCCCCUCGGAGGUUAAGUCUCUGCGAACUGAGUAUGGAGAUAUGGAAUGCUGCAUAGAGGUGGUGGACAGCAUGCAGGAGGCUGUGGAUCACAUUCAUAAAUAUGGCAGCUCCCACACAGAUGUCAUUGUCACUGAGAAUGAGGAGACAGCAGAGCAGUUCUUGCAGAUGGUGGACAGUGCAUGUGUGUUCUGGAAUGCCAGCUCACGAUUUGCUGAUGGAUAUCGCUUUGGUCUCGGUGCAGAGGUUGGAAUCAGCACCGCUCGUAUCCAUGCUCGUGGGCCUGUGGGGCUUGAGGGACUUCUCACCACUAAAUGGGUUUUACGAGGAGAUGGCCACACAGCUGCAGACUUCUCAGAGCAGGGAAGCAUGAAGUUCCUCCAUGAGAACCUGCCUGUUGCACAGCCUCUGAAUGGACGCAGAACCUCCAACUAGGGAAUUAAAAAACUUUUUUAUGUGGUCCCUGUUCAAAUGACAAGCACUGCCCAAACACAACUUGCCUGAGGAACUGUUAUUGGAAAUAGAAGCCAAAGUGUAAACAUUCAUUUUUCAUUUAUUUUCUGAUUGAUAUUGAUCAUUACUGUCAUAUUAGGUGCCAAAAAGUCGGUAAUUGACAUAUUUACUCCUCGGCUUGUAAAUUGGCCCAGUUCAAAAUUCACUUGAAAACAUUUUGUGUUUGCAAAUCACAGCUGAAUCCUCUUGCUCACCCAUAAUUUUUACAUUGGAAGUGGUGUCACAUUUUGUGAUGGCAUAUGGGUAAAAUCUUAUGUUAAAGCAUUUAGUCUUGAAAAGACAUGCAUAUCUGGUUUAAUGUAAUAGUCAGAACACUGAUUUAGUAAAUAGUGCUAAUGGUUAAAUGAUUUAUAGACAUGUAAGAUUGCAGAGCAUUAAAAAAAUCAGAGUUGUAGAUCCUUACUAAUGUAUACUGACAUUGUAUUUUUUUAGAAUAUGGUGAAUGUGUCCAUAGACUGAAAGUAAGCAUAGGUUUAAGCAUUGGACUGUAAUAAUUAUAGCUGAAAUAAAUAAGCCUGAAAAAUCAUGAUAAAGUGAAUGCUCUUUUAAAACCAGUGGUUCUUUACAUCAUACAUAUAGUAAAGUCUUAUCCAAGAACUGAUUAAUUUUUUUAUAAUAAAUUAUUUCAAACGCAUUCUAAAUUUGUCUAAACCUAACUUGAAAGCCCUGUUUUAGCCGUGGCGGCUAAAAAAAACAACUCGACACAUUCAAAAUAGACAAUUAUGGAAAAAAAAACAGGAAAGACUUGUGACUUGCUUUUCUUGCAUACUGUUUCUUUAAUAUGUGAAGCUGUUAAAUAUACAGUAUAUUACAGAUGUCUAUCAGGCACACAGUUUUGUCAUCUGACUUUUCUUUUAUGUUGCAGCAUUUUGUUAAGCAGCAUACAGUAAACUUGCACAGAAGUUUGUAUUACAUAUUGCUAGAAAAUGUUUUGCAGAAUAAUCUUGUUCAUCUUCAGUAUUGUUGACACUGUUUCUGCUUUUACUGAGGGUUAUUGUCAUGCUCUAAAAGUGCAGUGAAAACCCAGAAGGCUUGGGCAAAAAAUAAUAUUAAUUCAAAUGUGUUUUUUAUUCAUCAUUAUUAUUGUGUAUGUGUUUAAAAUAAACUUUUUUUUUUCCAA
This is a messenger RNA of Trichomycterus rosablanca, 3547 nucleotides long. It is a transcript of the gene aldh18a1, whose product is annotated as aldehyde dehydrogenase 18 family, member A1. Gene Ontology annotation, molecular function: glutamate 5-kinase activity; glutamate-5-semialdehyde dehydrogenase (NADP+) activity; ATP binding. The record is from RefSeq and is a predicted model, not a curated record. Bases 1 to 2349 code for a protein of 782 amino acids. Lineage: Eukaryota; Metazoa; Chordata; Actinopteri; Siluriformes; Trichomycteridae. The transcript has 17 exons. Gene Ontology annotation, cellular component: cytoplasm; mitochondrion.